AUGGUUAAGAAAGUUGAACUUGUUCAAAUUAUAGCUGAGGCAUUAUAUUCGCUUGGUUUCAAGAAGACGGGGGCACAUCUAGAAGAAGAGUCGGUGAUACCAUUGCAGUCUUCUGUCGUAAAUUUGUUUAUACAGCAAAUUCUUGAUGGUGAAUGGGAUGACAGUGUGGCCACAUUACACAAGAUUGGUCUGAUAGAUGAAACUAUUAUUAGAUUGUCAUCUUUUGUAAUAUUAGAGCAGAAAUUUUUUGCACUUCUGGAUGGAGAAAAAGUCAUGGAUCGAUGCUUUGAAGAUAAAGAGGAUUGA
Molecule: messenger RNA, 306 nt
Organism: Fraxinus pennsylvanica
Lineage: Eukaryota; Viridiplantae; Streptophyta; Magnoliopsida; Lamiales; Oleaceae
Source: the annotation of a GenBank genome assembly